AUGACAGAAAUAGUAUCACAAACGAAUGAAAAUGAUGCAUCAAUAUUUUCAUCACUUCAUUGUGUUCUUUCGCCAAUAUCAAAAGCAGCUGGUUCUGCAACGUUUACACUAAGUGAUUCAAUAUGUACAUGUCUUGUCAAUGGACCUGGUGAAUUACGACAACAACAAGAUGCAACUAAUCGUCUUCAAGUUGAUAUUACAUUUCAAGCGCGUCCAGGUAGUAACAAUACAAAUGCAACAGCGACGAAAGAUAAACUUAUCGAGCAAUGGCUUGAAACAUUAAUUCAUUCCACUGUUUUAACUGAACAUUAUCCACGUUCACAAAUAAAUAUUGUUAUGUAUGAAGAACAGAAUCUAUCGGGCGAAGCAACCAUACUUGCAUGUCUAUGUAAUACACUUUGUUUAACAAUGCUGGAUGCAAAUUUACCAAUGAAAUAUGCUUUCGCUGCUGUGCCCAUUGUUCAACACCCAACAAAAGGUCUUUUAUCAUUACCAAAUUCAAAAGAUGAAUUAGCAUCAACAAGCUAUUUUGUAUUUGUAUUUGAAAUAACAUUAAAUGAUAUAUUAGCGAUGCAUGCAAGUGGAAACUUUGAUAUGAAAACACUUGAACAAGCAACAAUUAUUGCUAAGCCAAUAGCUAGACAAAUAUUUCAAUUUUACAGACAAGAACUUGAAAAAAGAUUGUCCUAG
This is a messenger RNA of Rotaria socialis, 690 nucleotides long. The record is from the annotation of a GenBank genome assembly. NCBI's taxonomy places the organism in Eukaryota, Metazoa, Rotifera, Eurotatoria, Philodinida, Philodinidae.